This is a messenger RNA of Patella vulgata (common limpet), 3451 nucleotides long. Its product is annotated as serine/arginine repetitive matrix protein 1. NCBI's taxonomy places the organism in Eukaryota, Metazoa, Mollusca, Gastropoda, Patellidae. Gene Ontology annotation, molecular function: ubiquitin binding. The record is from RefSeq and is a predicted model, not a curated record. Bases 67 to 1677 code for a protein of 536 amino acids. The transcript has 13 exons.
GGAGGCUACCCCGAUGAGUCGAUAAAGUGUCACGUGAUUCUUAGCAUAUAAACAUAAACAUUAAAUAUGGCUGCUCGGCCUGCACCUCAACAAAAUCAACCCCUGCCUCCGGGGUAUGAAGCUAGAUGGGACCCUGGUCAAAAUGCUUAUUUCUUUAUCAACCAUUAUACUAAAACUACAACCUGGACUGAUCCCAGAUUAACACAACAUGCUGGUGCCAAACAGGCACUCAAUCAACCCGAACCUUCAAAGCCCCAGGAACGUGAGGCAAUCCCACUAUCAGAUAUAAGACAUACAGGCAGAGGUGGUACUUCACACCAUUAUAGGAAAAAGGAAACUCAGUUUAUUGAGGCUGAUUCUGUCCAUGUGAAUAAAUUAAGAAAUAUGUUCCCUGAUUGUAGUGCCGAUCUGAUAAAGUCAACACUGGUCAAAUACCACAACAAUUUCGAAGUAACAAAGUCAACUUUAAUAAAUAAUGGUUACAGAUGUCUUGGAAGUAGUGCUGUUAAUAUACAUGUAAAUGAUGAUAUUACAUUAAGAUUACAGAGAAAGUUUCCUGAAGCAUCACAUUUAAUACCUGAUGUUUUAACAGCUUGUGGAAACAGCGAAAACGAUGCAGCUCGUCAAUUGAAAGAUCUUGGGUUUGGAUCAGAUAGACACCGAAGUCCUUCCCCAAAGCCACAAAGUCACACACCAUUAAGCCCUUCUGCUACAGCAUCUAGUCCUAGCAGACAUGCCUCUCCUCGUAGAGCAGCCAGCCCAGCUCGCCAGCCUUCACCAGUUCGUCAGCCUGACCCGGAACCAGUUAGAGUAUCAGAGGCUGAGAAGGAAAGAUUGAAAAGAAAACUUAAUGCCGAAUUUAGUCAUAUUGGUGAUUAUCUGGUGAGUAUGGCUUUAGAGGCAUGUGAAUAUAAUGAAGAUAGUACCAGGGCUGUUCUUGAUACAGGAAUAGAAGAUAUCGGAAGUGAAUCUUCUAGACCAUCUACAACAGAAAGUACCACAAGACCAUCUACAAGUCAUAGUACUGUAAGUUCUGCCAGUACCAGUAGAACUAUUACAAGUCCUGUACCACUGGCUACAAAUGAUUUAGAACCUGUAGCUUUUACCAUGGAUGAUGAUAAUAUGCCAAUGAAACCUGGAUCCGCUACAUCAAGGGAGACUACUCAAUCUGAAAGAUCUCCAGUCAAAAAACAACAGCAGAAGGCUAAACAUGUUACUAAAAUGAGCGAACAACUUGUAACGACAACCAAUGAAAUGUUGAAUCAUCUUUCAUCCACUUGUUGUCAAAGUAACUUAGAAGAUUCAGAAAGAAAUAGAACACCUAAACCAGUAGCUGGCUUUGCUAAAGGUCCUGUUGUUAGCCAACCUAGAUCUCGGACACACGUCACACCUAAACCAACUAGAUCAAUUGUCACCCAGCGUCAAACAGGACAGGUUUACGAAUCGAUAUAUAGAACACAACCUAUGGGCCCUGAUCCAACGCUUCGUUCUGGUCCUGAUCCCAGUCUCAGAGGAGUCCGGGAACAACUUGCAAAUGGGCCUGAUCCAAAUAUGAGACAAGGACCCGACACUGAAAGGCGGAUGGGACCUCAAGGAUGGAAUGGUCCUGAUCCAAGUCUUAGAUGCGGACCCAUGAAAGUAGUUACAAACAACAGAGUGUUAGUUUCCAGCAUCUAACUUCAGGAUUUAAUUUAAUGAAUGUAAAGAUUGUUACUUAUAAAAUUUUAUACAGACUUACAGGGGUGUCCUUUUUCCUAUAGUAUAUUGAACUUUGAAUAACCUAUUACAAUUUUAGCUAUCAAAAUGCAUUACCAUCCAAGAUUAAUCUUUGUGCAUAAUAAUUAUUUCAUUAUAAUAACGAAUAUGGGCAUAUUCAUUUUAUGAAAGAUCCCAAGUUUUUAUUUAGUGAGCAUGAUAACUCAAUCAAAUUAAUGAUGUUCUUUGAAUGCCAUUUAGUAAUUAUCUCUUUGUAUAUAUAUACAUGUAUAUUGAUUAUCUUUUUUAAUUUGCUCAUUUCAUUUAUUUAUGCUUGAAAUCUUCUUGAAACAUUGCAUUGUAAUAAACUAUGGUAAUUGUUAUCUAUAAAUAGUAUUUAUUUGCUAACUUAAUGGUGGUUCCAUUCUAUAUCCUUAAUUAUUUACUCACCUUCAUUUUCUUUGAACAAAAUGCUCACCAUAAUUAGACUUUUGUAAAAGUGAUUAAUUUGUGUGAAAGACUUUUGGAAUGUGUAUUCUUGUUGCAUGAAAGUGGCUAAAGUUACAUGAAAAUCUUUAUAAUAAUAUUGAUGACCAAUUUCCAAACUUACUGAUGCAAGAGUGUCUGGAUAACCAUAUUCAUAAGCUUGUUCUUGUCACUUUUAUCAGGUCACUAUGUCAGCAAUAGGACACAAUUUAAUUAUUUUAGAUAUAUAAUACAUUUUAGCAACUAUACUAACUGAAACUUAGACUCUUAUUUACAUUUUGGUUUUAUAUUUGUAUGGCUAUACUCACCCUGUAAAAUCUAGACCUUCAACUUUGUUAAUUUUAAUUUGAGUAAAUAAGGUAAGCCUUUCAUGAGGUUGAAAUGUGUUUUAUUAUAUUUUUUGCAAUGUUCUCUCUAUAAUUUGAUUAAUCAUUUACUUGAGUAGUCUCGCUAGACAACCUAGAUUGUUCAAAUAUUGUAAUUUUUAAAAAUUUAUAAAUGUGAAAAUCAUAUGUAGUUUUUCUAUUUUAAAUGCAUUAUCUGACUGUCAUAAUAAUCAAAAUGUGAAGCAGUGCUGUGGGUGUUGAUGAGCAGGAACAUCACCAAUUGAAGAACCUUAUGGUAUUAUUAUGUGAUAUAUGUGUAAGCUUAUGGCUUUUGUUUUCUUAAAAGCUGUUAAACGUCAUUUGAGGGGCUUUUAAUAUCUUGCAAGCUACAGUAUUGGGAAAGUAGUUAUCAGUAAAAAUUUGGUUGAAUUCUGUUCAGUAUUUACAAAGAUAUAAUAUCAAUUGAAAAUCUCACAACCUUUCGCAUCCUCUGCAAAGCAUGUACAGUAAACAGGAUCUCCAUCCAUAACAACGCAAUAAUGAUCAGUUAUCAAUAUCAUCAUUAAAUACUGCAUCAAAAACAAAAUAAAUUGCACCAUUGAAUUUCUUGUAAAGAACUGGUCAUCAUGAAGCUGUUCAACUACUUGGCUUCCUAUUGCAAACAAACUUUCUCUUUUAGAUAGAUACAUGUAUAUUAUUGGAUUGUUUUUAUGGUCAUUUUGGUUUGAGGCCAUUCACCAUCUAAUUUACCCCAAAUCUUUUGAUGGGUCUGGUUUUAAUCUGAAUGUAUACAAUUAAUUAAAUAAUUUUGAGUACCAUAAUAAAUUUGCACAUGGAUUGCCCAAAAAAUGUAAAUGACGAUUAACGGCUGUAAGUAUUGUCAAGUAUUUGUUUAGAAUUUUUUUUUUUUUUUUUAUUACCAAUAAAUAUGCUCAUUUAGGGUA